Linum trigynum is the source of this 915-nucleotide messenger RNA. The record is from the annotation of a GenBank genome assembly. NCBI's taxonomy places the organism in Eukaryota, Viridiplantae, Streptophyta, Magnoliopsida, Malpighiales, Linaceae.
CCCUCAAUGGAGCAGAGGAAAAGAGAAGGGGAACGAGGUUACCGGGUGGAAAUACUGCCGGGAGACUGGAAGUGGACCAGUCAGCGUGAAACAGAUGGAACGACGAAACAUUUCUACAUGAAGGGAACAUAAAAAACACACUAGCACACUGUGUGUUAGGGAUCAGAGUUAGCCCAGAUGGCCACAAAACAGACAAUCCGCAAAAGAAAGAAAAAGGAACAAAAACAAACGACAGACUCAGUUCAAGCUCCGCACACACAUGGAGCAAACUCAAAAAGUCUUAAACAAAAACACACUCGGAGGAGCGACGAGUACAUACUACUCGGAGGAGCGACGAGUACAUACUACUCGUCGCCAAGGUUGUCCAAGUCGAUGUCGUCCAUGAAGGCAUCAUCACCGGCUGGCGGAGGUGGAAGUGGAGAGUCCUCCAGACUGGCUGCUCGCCCGGUAUCAGCUGGAGCAGGUGCUGCUGGACCUCCUACAUAUGCCGAGACCGACCCCGCUCCCUCUCGAUGUGAGCCAGGGUCACCCCUACUGGGCCUCCAUAGACUCGAGGCGCUCAGCAUAGGCAUCCAUCCGGGUCUUAUACUCGACCUGGUGAGCCGAGUACUGCUGCUGGAACUGAAGGUGAUGGUCGAGGAGUUGCUGAUUCUGGAUACUCAGCUGCUGGAACUGGUGAGUGAAGUAGUCCUAGGAUGGGAAAGUGGAACUGCUACUCCCGUAAUCGAAGGUGGUAUGGCGGGGAGCAUCAGCAGCGUCCACGUCCUCGGGGUGGACAUCCUUAGUGGCCUCAUCCUCAGGAACAUCGGGCUAGUCCUCCGCUGGGAGUGGUGGAGCAGGAAACCCCUCGCAGUAGAUGCAUCUUUGAGAUCGUGCUUUCGCCAAAGACACUAGUGUCCCCCUGCUCUGUGCAAC